Rhododendron vialii is the source of this 3063-nucleotide messenger RNA. Its product is annotated as toMV resistant protein Tm-2 netted virescent-like. Gene Ontology annotation, biological process: defense response to other organism. Gene Ontology annotation, molecular function: ADP binding. The record is from RefSeq and is a predicted model, not a curated record. The transcript has 2 exons. Bases 231 to 2843 code for a protein of 870 amino acids. NCBI's taxonomy places the organism in Eukaryota, Viridiplantae, Streptophyta, Magnoliopsida, Ericales, Ericaceae.
AAAAAUGAGAGCUUCAUGUAUCCCAACACUCUCGUUCCAAGAAAAGAAUAAUUUUCAUCUUGGGAAUGAGUAGACAUUUCAAAGAUGGCCAUUGAUGAGAGGAAACCUUCAUAAUCUACAGAAGUUGUUAACUGCUUUGUGUAACCCACCCAAGAUUAAAAUUGUUCCCUGAUUCCUCCUCCUCCUCCUCCUCCUCCUCCUUUUUCGUAGUUGUGUUCGAAGAAACAAAAAUGGCAGAGGCUGCUAUUCUGGGCGUAAUUGCCAAGAUUUCUGGAGAAAUAGCUGUUAAUCGAAUCAUCAAAGAAAGUUCUCGCUUGUCUCGCGUGAGAGAAGACCUCAUUUGGAUUGAAACUGAGAUGAGACGCAUUCAAUCCUACUUAGAAGAUGCUGAGGCCAAGCAAUUCAGGACAAAAGGAGUAUCCAACUUCAUACGUGAAAUUCAGGACCUUGCUUAUGAUGUGGAGGACAUCAUUGACACAUAUUUUGCCAAGAUAAGCUUGAUGAGUAGGACCCGGUGGAAGAGGCUUCUUGACUUCAGAAACAUGAGAAUCGCUCAUGGCUUUGUUAAAGAGGUUGAAGGCAUCAGAAAAAGGGUCGAGGAUAUCAAAAAUUCUCGGCAAACUUUUGGAAUCGAUGAAUGCAGCCGCAGCUGUGAAGAAGAUACACGGGAUCCAAGACAAUCUUUCCCUCACCUUGAUGAACCAAAUGUUGUUGGUUUCGACGAUCUGAUCAAAAUUCUGGUGCACAAAGUCCUCGACGAGGAUUCGCAUCAUCGUGUGGUGUCUAUUGUUGGCUUUCCCGGUCUGGGAAAGACAACUCUUGCGAGGAAAGUUUAUAACUCUGCUUGGCAAUCAAAAGUUUACAACUCUCAUCGACAGCGUUUUGACUGCGCAGCAUGGAUUUGUGUUUCUGAGAGACCAAACGAAAAAGGGCUUUUGCGAGACAUCGCAGGGCAGGUGGGCUUGGAGAAGGAGAAGAUGGAGCAUAACGUCGAGACCAAUCUAUACGAAUUCUUGAGCAGGAAAAGGUAUGUGAUAGUGAUAGAUGAUAUAUGGCAUACCAGGGCGUGGGAUGCUUUAAAGAUUGGCCUUCCUACGAAUUCUGAGAAUGGGAGUCGAAUAGUACUCACUUCUCGGCAUACAGACGUAGGUGUACAUGUAGGCGGGCCGAACUCUGUACUUAAGCUGGAACCCCUGAAUCAGGAAACCAGUAGGAGACUCUUCUACAAACUUAUUGUAGGUGAUCUACAAAAUAUUUGCCAAACACAAGAUCCCCCGCAACUAGAGAAAAUUGGUGAGCAAAUAUUAGAAAAAUGCGGUGGUGUGCCACUAGCAAUUGUACUAGCGGCAGGUUUGCUAAAAUUAAGAGAGAGAUCAGAAACUGCAUGGAAAGGGGUAUUAGAGGAUAUGGGUCAAGAUAAUGACCAAUGCGCCGAAAUCUUUGCCUUAAGUUACAAUGAUUUGCCGCUUAAUCUCAAACCCUGCUUUCUAUACUUUGGAAUUUUUCCGGAGGAUCGUGAAGUUGAGGCAUUCGAUUUGAUUAAUUUAUGGGCAGCCGAGGGGUUUAUAAGAGGUAAUAGAGUGAGAGAGGUUGAGGAAGUGGGAGAUGACUACCUAAAUCACUUGAUAGCGAGAAACCUGAUUCAAGUUGUUGAAAGGAGGUACAAUGGAAGGGUUAGAAGUGUCCGAAUUCAUGAUAUUUUGCACAAUCUUUGCAUUCGGGUGGCUAACGAGAUUAAUUUUUUUAACAUUCAUAGAGACGAGAUCAAUUGUAACACUACAUUGAAGUUACGUAGAGUCGCUAUCCAUUGCAGUGACACCGAUCACUACCCUGCUUUGUAUCCGAAAACUUCCAGCCUUCGUGCUAUGUUUUGUUUUGAUCGUCAGUACCCGUGGAAUAGUAAGGCUCAUAAAAAUCUUCUUGGGGAUUCAAAAUUUCUUCGAGUGCUUAGUGUUGAGAAGGGGAACGAUGUACCAAGGUCCCUUCUAACUAAGAUUACCAAUUUAAGGCAAUUGACUUAUCUUAAAUUGAGAUCCCCAAUUAUGGUUGUAGAACUUCCUUUUGCCAUAAGCAAUUUAAAAAGUUUGCUAACCUUGGAUCUUAGAGAAUUAUGGGGGGUCUACCUUCCAAAUGUUAUUUGGAGUAUGAAGCAAUUAAGACACCUUCUCUUACCAAACUUCGGCUACGUUCCUUCACUUUGUCGGGUCAACUUUGAUGUGUCCCAUCCUGUUGAAAUUUCAUUAUCAAAUCUCCAGACCUUACAAGGGCUGCCUGGUGACCAUUUCAAGGCAGAUUGGUUGCACAAAAUUACCAAUUUGAGAACAUUGCGGGUCAAUAGGGUGAAUAAGGAUAUCAUUGGGGUACUUUCGCAUGGGGCACCUGUAUCACACAAGCUUGAAGAGCUGUUCUUAGUCAGCGGCGUAUUGCCUUUGCUGGAAACUGCUUCUCUAAAUUUGGUUCGCUAUGAUAAUCUAUUUGAGCUGCGUAUUUUGGAUGUAAAGCUGAAUGAUUUGUCGCAUGAUAAACUGCCUCCAAACCUCACCAAACUUACCCUUUCCGGGACACGCUUGAGGAAGAACCCAACAGAGGCUCUAAAGAAACUACAGAAACUAAAGUUCCUUGAAUUGCUCAGCUAUUCAUUCUUGGGGAAGGUACUAGUUUUCUCUGGAGAACCUGGUUACUUUCCUCAACUCGAAGUAUUGAAGAUUAAAGACUUGCCCAAUUUGGAGAGGGUGGUAGUUAAGGAAGAAGGACUGCCAAGACUAAGGGAUUUUAUGAUCCUUGAUUGCAGUGCAGAAACACUACUUCCUGAUAGAGUGAGAAACGCAAUGAGGACCAACUAAUGAAAAAGGAAGGUGAAAUAAUUAUUCACAUGCUAAAGAUAAUUCUGCUCUUGUUCUUUGUUUGAGAUAGUUGAUACUAAGUGUAUGAUUGAUUUGUCUAAUAAGGAGUGGUCUAUGGCUUUGUAAUUCAAUAAUAAUACUUUGGUUGGAGUGAUUGAUUUGUCUAAUAUGGAGUGUUCUAUGGCUUUGUAAUUUAAUAUUAAUUACUACUUUGGUUGGA